This is a messenger RNA of Capra hircus (goat), 708 nucleotides long. Its product is annotated as keratin associated protein 12.1. Lineage: Eukaryota; Metazoa; Chordata; Mammalia; Artiodactyla; Bovidae. The record is from RefSeq and is marked provisional.
AGACCAGCCCUGUCCUCUGUCCCGACCCCUCCCAGCCUCACACCACCAUGUGUGACACUAGCUGCCCUGCGAGCUGCCAGCCGACUUGCUGUGUGCCCAGUUCCUGCCAGGAGAUUUGCUGUGUGCCCAGUUCCUGCCAGCCAGCCUGCCCUGCUCUCUGUUGCCCUGCCGUGGGCUGCCGAAACCCCUGUGGUGCCUCCCGCGUGGCUCUGCUGUGCCGGCCAGCCUGCUGUGAGCGCAGCCCCUGCCAGGCAUCUUGCUGUGUGCCUCUGAGCUGCAAGCCUGUCCUGUAUGUCCCUGUGUGCUACAAACGCAUCGUGUAUGUGAUCCCCUCCUGCCAGUCUUCCAGGUUCUGCCAGCCCUCCUACCCUUCCCUGGUCUGCAGACCCGUCCCCUGAAGCGUCCCUUCCUGCUUCUGAGCCCAUGACCUGUAAAACCCCUGCUCCGUGUGCAGGGUCAGAAGCAGUGGGCCCUCUGACCUCCCACGAGGCAGCCCAGACAUUGUCGUCUUCACACCUCCCAGACCCGACUAGACCGUGUUGCAGCAAGGCCGCCUGGUCCCAACCAGCUAGGCUGAGGGACUCACCCAUCAGUGUCCCCCAGCCCCUGCCCAGGUCAUCCCCAUGGUGCCCACACUGGCUGGUCCAGGUUCUGAGGCCUCCAGCAUCACAGGCCUAAUAAACAUCAGAGUGCAGUGCUCACUGAGCA